GGUUCUAUUUACUCUGUGAAAUGAAGAACAUUUUUGGACGAUGGUUGUCUACGGUUAACUAUUUUUGCAUCCCUCAAUUUUCUGGGAGAAAAAGAAAAUAUGUCUAUCCCUUACAGUGGAACUGUACGAAGAUCAGGGGGUGUAGUAUCAGCAAUUGCGAAACAACUCAGGGGUGUAAAUCUUAAGGCAGCUAAAAGAAUCACCGUCAAAUUUGAUCCCUUUAGUGAUAAUGUUGGUCAUACAAGGAAUUUUCUUCAUCUUAUAAGCUCUCCAAAAAUUGCUGUUACAAAUCCAAAUUGUUCUCUUAAAACUGAGGUAGUGUGUGAUCGUAGUGAACCAACAAUUAAUAUAUCAAUUGCUCCUUUAAUAACAGAAACAGCUAAAGUGAAAAACGUAGUAAUAAAAAGUGGUAACCUUACAUGCUUAGAAAUUUUACAAUUAUUAAAUAAGCACAUCUCCUCACUUGCACCAGUUGAACAAGUAUCUUCAGUUGUGCAAACUAAAUCUGAGAAAAAGAAAACAAAAAAGAAGUAAGCAACAUGGUACGCUCUAACAAAGGCAACCUGCAUGUUGUAGAAGAAUUGUACAAUCAAAUACCAGCAUUUACUGAUGUUUUUUCAGAAGAUACAUUUUACAUAUUUGUGGUAUUUUUUGUUUUAUCAACAAUACUGGUUGCUUUUAUUUUGUCAAGAUUUAUCACUAUUAAACCUGUAGAGUAGCUUUUAAGUAAUUAAAUUAGAAUGUAUAAGUGAA
This is a messenger RNA of Papilio xuthus (Asian swallowtail), 753 nucleotides long. It is a transcript of the gene mRpL53, whose product is annotated as mitochondrial ribosomal protein L53. The record is from RefSeq and is a predicted model, not a curated record. Bases 100 to 534 code for a protein of 144 amino acids. Lineage: Eukaryota; Metazoa; Arthropoda; Insecta; Lepidoptera; Papilionidae. Gene Ontology annotation, cellular component: mitochondrial large ribosomal subunit. The transcript has 3 exons.